UAUACUAUUAAACUCACUUACCAUUUGCUGACAAAUUUAACAAUAAUAAUUUGUUUAUCAACGUUAACCUCGAUAUUAUAUUCCUCUCAGAUUUGAAUCAGGAAGUCUCCUCGUUCUUUCCCCACAAACUCUCUCUCUCUCUCUCUCUCUCUCUCUGCAGUAUAUUUGUGCCCAAGUCCACCUUCGCCCUUCCCUUCGGAACUUCCACCUCAAUUGAAGCCUCUUCUAUCUUCCACGGUGCCGAAAUUCAUAUAUACCCACCUGAAAGUUUGAAGCUCUCUCCUGCGAUCAGCUUUAUAAUAUAGUUUCUCAUUUUGGAAAAACCAGUGCUGUUAGAGACUCUGAAAUCUGAAUGAUGGCUCAAAAGCACUUACACGAGCUACUGAAAGAAGACCAAGAACCAUUCCUUCUCAAGAACUACAUUACCGACAGACGCUGCCAGCUCAAAAGGCCCUCACCCAAGACCCAGUUACAAGUCAAGAAACGGAAACCCAUCUCCGAAACCCCAAGCUUUCCAGGAACCUUUCGCAAAAACGUUUGCUUUUUGUCCUUCCACGACUCCCCGGACCUCAGGAAAUCCCCACUGUUCGAUUUUUCAUCUCCCGCAAAAAGCCCCUGCAGAAGCCCAAAUGCCAUUCUCCUUCACAUUCCUGCAAGAACCGCGGCUCUUCUUCUUGAAGCUGCCCUCAGAAUUCAGAAACAAUCAUCAGCUUCAAAACCCAAAAUCCAAAACAAAAAUCCGGCCUUUGGUUUGUUUGGGUCAAUAUUAAAGAGAUUAACCCAUCGGAGCCGAAAGCGCGAGAUCGAAGGCGAUGAGGCUAACGUAUCAGUAAAGGACAUUCUGAUGUGGGAUUCAUCGGUUGGGCGCAGAAGAACUUGCAAUGAAAGCCUGAAAAAAAUGCAGAAAAAAAUGGUGGCCGAGGGUGACGAAAGUGCGUCUAAGAUAAAUGCUUGUGAGACAAACCAUUCUUGUUCUUGUAAUAGUAGGCCUAGUAGUGCUUUUUGGUCCGAAAGCAAUGAGGACAGGUCUCUGGAUAUGGAUUUCUCUAGCAGUAGCCAAUCCGUAGACUCUGAAGUACUCGAAUUGUUAUCCAGACGGAGAGAAGAUGCGGAUUUCUAUUGCUGUGAAAAUCGCUUUUGCGAAAGUCCUUUCCGUUUCGUGCUUCAAAGGAGCCCGUCUUCUGGUCGCCGGACGCCGGAGUUCACGUCACCGACGGCGUCCCCUACUCACCGCAAAACUGAGGAAAAAGAUACUAGUUGCGGCUCAAAUUUCGAACAAGAGGAAGAUAAGGAACAGUGCAGCCCUGUAUCUGUAUUGGACCCUCCAUUCGAGGACGAUGAUGAUGGACAUGAAGAUGCGGAGGAUGUGGACGAGAACGGGGACGACAGUUUUGAUGAUGAAUGCAGCAGCAGCAGCUAUGCCAUUGUACAGAGAGCAAAGCAAAAGUUAUUGCACAAGCUUCGAAGAUUUGAGAAAUUGGCAGGAUUAGAUCCAAUUGAGCUUGAGAAAAGAAUGUUGGAAGAAGAAGAAGAAGAAGAAGAAGAUGAUGAUGAUGAUGAUGAUCAUAAUGCAGACGACCUAGAGGAAGAGGAUAAAAAUGAAUAUGUGCUAGAAAUAUCAGAUCAAGAAAAGAAUGCCGAGGCAUUUGUUAUGAAAGUCAUUGGCAAAUCAGGCUUCCAGAAUUCACUGAAAAUCCCACAGGACAUGAAGAGAUUGGUUUCAGAUCUCAUUGGCGAGGAGGGAAGAGAACAGAAUGUCUUUGACAGUGAUAAAGAAGAGGUGGUGAAUAGGGUUUGCAAGAGGUUGGAAGCGUGGAAAGAGGUAGAAUUCUACACUAUUAACAUGAUGGUAGAGCAAGAUCUCAGAAGAGGGCAUGAUGGUUGGAAGGGAAAUCGGGAGCAGGUCGGAGAGACAGCACUGGAGAUUGAGAUGGCCAUCUUUGAACUGCUAGUUCAGGAAGUGUCUGAGGAACUAGUUUCUCUUGGGGGAAAAUGACAGGGGCUGAGGUUACAUUCAAAUAAUUGAAUUUUGGUAUAACCUUUUUUUUUGUUUUGUUUUGUUUUGUUUUUGUUUUUGGGAGGUUAAAAUUAGAUUUCAAUUGGAGCAUAGUGUGACUUGCACCAUGUAGAGAUAGGCUAAAUAGGAAAAUGACUGAAGAAGUGGUAACAGGUACUAUGUAUAUGAAUCAUGCAAGCAGUGGGGAAUCGUGUAUUUAUCCUUGCCCAAUGAAACUUGACGGGUACAAUUUAUUGGCCCGCUAUGUAAUUACAGAUUUUAUUUCAUA
Messenger RNA from Carya illinoinensis, 2285 nucleotides. RefSeq lists its product as uncharacterized. Lineage: Eukaryota; Viridiplantae; Streptophyta; Magnoliopsida; Fagales; Juglandaceae. The transcript is spliced from 3 exons. The record is from RefSeq and is a predicted model, not a curated record. The coding region runs from base 353 to 1996 and encodes 547 amino acids.